Molecule: messenger RNA, 705 nt
Organism: Cynocephalus volans (Philippine flying lemur)
Lineage: Eukaryota; Metazoa; Chordata; Mammalia; Dermoptera; Cynocephalidae
Exons: 4
Coding region: 1-705 (234 amino acids)
Biological process (GO): immunoglobulin mediated immune response
Cellular component (GO): blood microparticle
Molecular function (GO): antigen binding
Source: RefSeq, a predicted model, not a curated record
AUGAGAUUGUGGGGUCUUCUCCUUUGCCUGGUGACAGCUCCUCAAGGUGUCCUGUCCGAGGUGCAGCUGCAGGAGUCGGGCCCAGGACUGGUGAAGCCCUCGCAGACCCUCUCCCUCACCUGCACCGUCUCUGGUUACUCCAUCACCAGUGGUUACAGUUGGAGUUGGAUCCGCCAGCCCACGGGGAAGAGCCUUGAGUGGAUGGGACGCAUUAGUUAUACUGGAAGCACAUAUUCUAACCCGUCCCUUGAGAGCCGCACCUCCAUCACCAGAGACACGUCCAAGAACCAGUUCUCUCUGCAGCUGAGCUCUGUGACCGACGAGGACACAGGCGUGUAUUACUGUGCGAGAGACACAGUGACAGGAAGUCAGCGUGAGCCCAGACACAAACCUCCCUGCAGGAUACAGGAGGGGUCUGGGCUGCAGGGGGCGCUCAAGGCCCACCCAGCCCCUGUGCCCCAUGGAGCAGGUCUGCAGAUGCAGGAGGAGCUGCGCUUGAGAGAACACCACCGAGGAGUCAUCUGUGACCUGAAGCAAGACGGAGAGCACAAGGCAGGACUGGAACUCGUGGAGCAGCAACAGUGGAACGAUGGAACGAGCUCUUGGGGUGACGAGAACCACAUCACGGGAGAGGGUGCAGGGAAAGAAAGCAGGGGGUGCUUGGACCAGAACUGUGGAAGCAAGACCCAGAGCCUGAGUUUAUGA